Bipolaris oryzae ATCC 44560 is the source of this 393-nucleotide messenger RNA. RefSeq lists its product as uncharacterized. NCBI's taxonomy places the organism in Eukaryota, Fungi, Ascomycota, Dothideomycetes, Pleosporales, Pleosporaceae. The record is from RefSeq and is a predicted model, not a curated record. Gene Ontology annotation, molecular function: endonuclease activity; DNA binding. The transcript has a single exon. The annotation marks the transcript as partial.
UUUAAGGCUAAUGCUACAAGCUCAUUAGGUUAUAAACAUACUGAAGAAGCUAGACUAAAGAUGACAGAGUAUUAUAAAAAUAAGACAAAUCAUCCUAUGUUUGGUAAAACUCAUACUAAAAAAGCGCUUGAUUUAAUCAGUAAACCUGGUGAGUUAAAUCCAAUGUUUGGAAGAAAACAUAGUGAAGUAACUAGAUCUAUAAUAAGUGAAAGAAAGAAUAAAUACCCUUUAGGUGUAGGUUUAUAUGAUCUAGAUGGCAAUUUAAUUUCAAAGUUUAAAAAUAAUGUAGAGUUAGCUAAACACUUAAAUAUUUCUAAGGUUACAGUGGGUAAAUAUUUAAACUUGGGUCUUGUGUAUAAUAACACAUAUCGGUUUAAACCUAUAGAAGAUUAA